Messenger RNA from Suncus etruscus (white-toothed pygmy shrew), 1017 nucleotides. RefSeq names its product olfactory receptor 12-like. The record is from RefSeq and is a predicted model, not a curated record. Gene Ontology annotation, molecular function: G protein-coupled receptor activity; olfactory receptor activity; odorant binding. Lineage: Eukaryota; Metazoa; Chordata; Mammalia; Eulipotyphla; Soricidae. Gene Ontology annotation, cellular component: membrane. Gene Ontology annotation, biological process: sensory perception of smell; G protein-coupled receptor signaling pathway.
AUGGAGACAGCGUGGAGUCCAGUUGUACAAGGUUCUACUGACCUUCCCCUGGCCACCUACUCCAUCCGGCUCCUUUCCUUCAGACGUGGGAACCUUUCCACAGGGUCUUGGCAAGACUUUGUGCUGGUGGGGUUCGAGGGAGGUCCGGAGAUCCAGACCCUGCUCUUUGUUGUGUUCCUGGGCCUGUAUAUGGUGACCAUCCUGGGGAACCUGACCAUGAUCAUGGUCAUCACGCUGGACACCCGCCUGCACUCCCCCAUGUACUUCUUUCUGCGUAACCUCUCUUUUCUGGACGUGUGCUACUCAUCUGCCAUUGCUCCCCAAACCCUGGCCAACACCUUCUCCUCUACCAAAAUCAUCACCUUUGCCCGCUGUGCUGCUCAGUUCUUCUUUUUCUCUUUAUUUGUUACCACUGAGGUUCUGCUCCUGGCCGUGAUGGCCUAUGACCGCUUCAUGGCCAUCUGUAGUCCCCUCCGCUACCCCGUGACCAUGUGCCCCACUGUAUGCACCCGUCUGAUGUUUGUCUGCUACUGUGGGGGUGUCUUCAACACCAUCACCCAGACCAGCUUCACGUUCAGCCUCCCGUUCUGCAGCUACCACAUUGACCACUUCUUCUGUGAUGUGCCACCCCUACUCAAAAUUGCCUGUUCCAACACAGCCCUCAAUGAGCUGGUGAUGUUUGGCAUCUGUGGGCUCAUCAUCGUGGGCACCAUGUUUGUGAUCCUUGUCUCCUAUGGCUACAUCAUUGUCACCAUCCUCAGGAUGCGCUCAGGGAUUGGCAGACACAAGCUCUUCUCCACCUGUGGCUCUCACAUGACAGCCGCGUUCCUCUUCUAUGGAACUGCCUUUGUCAUGUAUGCCCAGCCAGGAGCUGUGGAAUCCAUGGAGCAAGCCAAGGUUGUCUCAGUGUUCUACACACUGGUCAUCCCCAUGCUCAACCCCCUCAUCUACAGUCUUCAGAACAAGGAUGUGAAAGAGGCCCUCUGGCGGUUAGGACAGAAGUGCCUGGGAACAUGA